This is a messenger RNA of Bacidia gigantensis, 582 nucleotides long. RefSeq lists its product as uncharacterized. The record is from RefSeq and is a predicted model, not a curated record. Lineage: Eukaryota; Fungi; Ascomycota; Lecanoromycetes; Lecanorales; Ramalinaceae. Bases 1 to 582 code for a protein of 193 amino acids. The transcript has a single exon.
AUGACCUCUGGCCAUCAAGGGACCUGGUUCUCCUGGCGAAAGGUUCUCGGAGCAAACCUAGCUCUCGGCGUCCUUAUUGAUACUCCGGUAAUAUUCGCAAUCGUCGCCCAUGGCAUGACCCCCAUCAAUGUCGUCUUUCUAAUCGACUGUUUUGCCGACAUGAUACGCUCCGACAACUUCCGCAACGCUACACAUCGUUGUCUCCAAUACUGUGGUGAUAAAGCAAAGGCGAUCCGCGAGGCUCUAUGUGCAUUCACGCUUCCAAAGCUGCAAGCAACAUACAACAAAGCCACGAUGCUGUACGAAACCAUCUCCCCAACAAUCCUCCGCUGGUGCCAAGCUAUGAAACAUUUCAGCCCCGCGAUCUCACGAUACAUAUUCACCCGGGUAGUGCCUACCGCUCACUUCCGCCUAGAUGUGACAGGGAUGGGGAAUUCUAAGAUUGAAGUCUUCGGUGACGGGAAUAGACAGGUGGUGACUCUGAUACAUCAAGACGGGAAUCGAGAAAGACGGACGGAAUACAGUGGUGAGAAGCUAAAAGGAACUUGGAGCGUUGGAGGUAUGACAGUCAGUCUCAGGUAA